Symbiodinium sp. CCMP2592 is the source of this 3462-nucleotide messenger RNA. The record is from the annotation of a GenBank genome assembly. Lineage: Eukaryota; Dinophyceae; Suessiales; Symbiodiniaceae.
AUGUUGGUGAUCUUGUUCACGCCAUUUUAUACCCUCGCCACGACGGGCGAGAGUCAGCAACCUCAACAGAACGGCAGGGCGGAAGCCCUGGUCCGAGUCAUCAAGAACCGGGUGAAGGUCCUCCUGCGGACCGCUUCCUUGCCUAUGUCCUGUUGGCCCCUUGCCGCGGAGUUCUCUGCACGUCGCCAGCGCGACUUGGCCCUAGGUGACCGCACAGACGAAGGGUUGCCGUUUGGGGCACCAAUGCACAUCAAACAUAAGAGGUUCGGUGGCGGCGGAAAAUAUGACCUUGCUGAACGCGGGCGUUCCGGCACCUUCGUUGGGUAUUCGGGGGACGUCCGUGGAGGCCGUGUAGUACGUCAUGGUGAUGGGAGUUACACGACGUCGGUGCAUAUCAAGCCGUAUUUAGUGGACUCCGACGAGCUUGUGGAGCACGGGCCCUUCGAGAUGGAGGUCGAGAAUCCUGUACGGACCUCAUGGACCACGAGCGCUACGGCACACAUGAUGUUGUGGAACUAUGGGAGCUUUGGAAUGACUCAGGGGAGUGGUUUACAGAUGCUUGUGGGUCAAUAUACCCACGGCGGACAAUGUGGCGUCGCUUUGGACUCCGAUCGCUUCCCCUUUGCCACGUCCUACUUGGUGAAGGCCUUCAAUGAGAUCACUGGAGAAAGUGACUUCACGUCCAUCCUGGUGACCGAGGAUGCGGGAAUGCAAAUCCACCGGGACGUCCCCAACCAUGGUGGUCGAGACAACAUUUUACUUCCUCUACUACCAUGCGAGCAAGGAGGAGGAGUUUGGAUUGAAUCGGACCCCGCGGACUUUGAUGUCAAGGACGAAUGGAGGCAGUUACCAAGGGGCGACUGGCGCCGUGGCAAGGUCUAUCACUUGAAGACGGGAGAGCCAAUCCACAUCAACCCGAGGAAGUUCCACCAAACGGAAGAGUGGCAAGGAAGGACUGCAGGAGUACGGCUUCGCCCCACCUCCUCUAUACCACCACAAGUUCCGGAACCUCUACAGCAAGUGAUGCUCAAGAUGAUGGAUCUUCAGGAGACGCGGAACCCCCCGGAUGCUGUGAUGUUUCAAGUGAGUGGGAACCCGGAGGAACGCAGGGAGAAGUCCAUCGAGAUCAGCCAGGAGUUGCAACAGUUACAAGAGGAUGUUCUAGGGCGUCUACAAGAGCGUCGGGAAUGGCUACAAGAUUUCCUGGCUGAGGAGGAGAUCCUUGCAGAGGACGUCGAUGACCAAGUGAAGGAAGUGGAGUCUCGGUGCCACGACCUCUACCUCAAGGUCGCCAAUGUUACAGACGACCAGAAGAUUGGGGAUGUCGAGGACUACCUGAUCAACCUCAAGAGGGAUUUGGACGUCACCCUGGAUGUUCCCCUGGACCAGGUCAAGGCGAACCUUGAGGAUUGGAUUGAGCCGAUGAGCAAGGAGCUUUCGAACCUGGAGGCGAAGACGAAUGCAAUUGAGCCCCGGCCCAUGGCGGAAGCGAGGAAGUUGGUGAGCGAAGGAUCGUUGAUCCUCAUCCCGGGCAAGGUUGUGUUCAUGGUUAAGCCCCCAGCUCCGGAGACUAAGGCCGAGAAGAAGUCGAAGGGUCCACGUUGGAAACGGAAGGCAAGAAUUGUCAUUUGUGGCAACAUGGCCUCCCAGUCCUUGAAUGGGCAAGACUUGUACGCGGCUGGGGCUUCUGUUGAGGCACUUCGCUUGGCGCUUGCACUUGCAUCAGGCCUUGGUUGGAUCGCUGCCGCCACGGACGCAAACUUGGUUCCGGAGAACGUUGUGUUUGUGGUCAAGCGAGCACGCUACGGCCUACGUGAAAGUCCGGCGCUAUGGGCGAACCACCGGACGAAGGUCUUGAAGGAGAUUGUGGUUCAUUGUCCUGAGGGAUGUCUAUGGCUGAGGCCUCUGAUCACCGAUGGUGAGCUUUGGUUGAUCCUUUUCCUGCCGACCGGGGCCCAGCGACCGCAGUUGAAGGGCCUCUUGGUGACCUACGUGGAUGAUCUCCUCUACCUGGCGAAGCGAGCUAUUAUCCUGUUGCUCCAUGGCAAGAUUUCGUCUAUAUGGCCCUGGUCAGACCUGGAGUUUUCGGAUAAGGGACUUCGGUACCUGGGAAUGGAGCUCAGGACACGUUCACUUUGGGACAAGCGUGCUAUGUCACCAUAUGUCACCAACCUGGUGAGACUGCAUGGUUUGGACCCGGACGACAAGGCCGCCCUUCCAUGCCCGAGGGAGUGGAUCCAGGAUGAUGAGCAGGAAGCUGAGACCCAGAAUUUCAGCGCGGAGGAGCUCACCCGAGCUCAAAGGUCCACGAACUACAUGGCAGCUAUGACGGCAAAGAAGCCUGUGAAGGUUUACAACGUGGGCUUGAAAGUGAUUGCCUACCUGAACUCCACGAUGAACCUCAAGUUGAACGUCGAGGCAACAGCAGAGCCAACGCAGUCACCAGCAGAGCCAACGCAGUCACCAGUAGAGCCGAUGCAGUCACCAGCAGAGCCGACGCAGUCACCAGCAGAGCCGACGCAGUCACCAGCAGAGCCGACGCAGAACAGACCACAUGAGGCGAUGUUGGAGGAGGUCUUGCCAGGGUGCAAGGUUCCUACUUUGUACAUCGACAACAUGGCGGCGAGCAACAUUUUGAAUGGACCAGCCGGCGGACCUUCCUACGAAGAUGCACAGCAAAGCGAGGCUGAUGCGUUGAAGGUGAUCUGGAAAUGGAUGGGGUCACUUCUUUUCGAGUCAAAAACGGCGAAGAAGUUGAAGAAGCUUCGGGAGUUGGCACGAAUUGCUGUUGGGACUGAGAUUGAGAAGUGGGCGGAAGCCGACAUCUCUGAGGAGGCCACCGUCGAGCAGACCAUCAAUGAGGCGGAUGGGAGUCUUCGGGACUACAAGGCCCCCUACGCCUCCUAUCCCUCGGGACCCUUCACCUUCACCUACCAGGCGAUCAAGCCUCACCCAAGAGGGCAUGAUGGUGUCGGGUAUCAAAUCCGACUUGAUCCGGAGGCUGGCACCAAGGAUGGGAUGCGUGAUGCUCUUGCCCGCAGGGACAAGAGCAAGGAGGAUCUCAACGAUCCACAGGUUGGUAUCUCCGGCUUGCUGCAGGAGCUGCUGUCAAAAACAGCGGAGAAUUUCCAGGCAUCAGAGUCACGCCGGCUGGAAGCAGAGGGCGUGGCCCACGAGCUCAAGCAGCGAGUCGUUCAGCUCGAGGCGCAGCUCAAGAGCAGGUCAGAUCGGCCAGAAGCCAGUCCUGGCGAGCCGAUGGAGCCCGACGUGGAUCGUGUUUCGCUGGUCAGGAAUGCGCCGACUUUGCCCAAUACACCAUUGUUGGAGACGCGCAAGGUGCUGGAUGCUCGCCGGAUCUCCAGCCAUUCUGCCUUGGCGUCGCAGGUGCAACAUGACAGCAUGUGUGACGAUUGCAGAUCGGGGAACUUUCAGUCCCGGUCCUUGCUCUUGACCGCAGCUUGA